Messenger RNA from Colletotrichum phormii, 3636 nucleotides. RefSeq lists its product as uncharacterized. Lineage: Eukaryota; Fungi; Ascomycota; Sordariomycetes; Glomerellales; Glomerellaceae. The coding region runs from base 1 to 3636 and encodes 1211 amino acids. The transcript has 5 exons. The record is from RefSeq and is a predicted model, not a curated record. Gene Ontology annotation, molecular function: protein serine/threonine kinase activity; ATP binding. Gene Ontology annotation, cellular component: cytoplasm. Gene Ontology annotation, biological process: protein phosphorylation; intracellular signal transduction.
AUGUCCGAGACUGGUCGGACGAGGGCCUCGGCCUCUCAAGCCCGGGCUCCUCUCGCGGAUGCGACCGAACGCAUCAAUAACGCUUCAUCCAAAAUUCCCGUCAAAUCAUCAAAGUCACGCGACAAAAACACCGAUCGCCAACGCCAUACCAACGACUAUGACCCGCCGGUCACUGGAGCGAAAGCCACAGCUACUUCGGCUGGUCCUCCUAGCGCUCGCAACCCUGCCGUUGCAAGAGCGCGAGCAUCCCAUGACGUCGACCCGUCGAAGCGCAUGUCCCAGGCAUCUCAGGCCUCCACGACCACAUCGAGCAAGAGAAGCAGCGGUUAUGCUUACAAGACACACAUUGGUCCCUGGUUGUUGGGCAGAACUCUCGGAAAGGGUUCCUCGGCUCGCGUGAGACUCUGCAAGCACCGCCUGUCUGGUGAAUUGGCCGCCGUCAAAAUUGUGCCCAAGAAGACAGCCUACCUGAUCCAAGCUGGUAGUCUUGCUGAACUUCACGACUACGACGACAGUUUACCCGAGAAGAUCAAUGGCGAGAUGCGUGUGCCUCUUUCAAUCGAGCGAGAAGUGGCCAUCUUGAAGCUGGUCGAUCACCCCAACGUUAUGAAGGUGUAUGAUAUUUGGGAGAAUCGAUCAGAGAUUUAUCUGGUGCUUGAGUAUGUUGAACAAGGCGACUUAUUCGACUACAUCAACACCAACGGUCGGUUCACUGAGGAGGGCGCUAUGUUCCUAUUUCGGCAAAUGAUGAGCGCUCUUCAAUAUUGCCAUUCCUUCAACAUCUGCCACCGAGACCUCAAGCCCGAAAAUAUCCUGUUGACCCCCGACAACAAGGUCAAAAUUGCCGACUUUGGUAUGGCCGCCUUGCACCAAUCUUCGGAGCAUCGACUUGUUACGGCUUGCGGCAGUCCUCACUACGCUGCCCCUGAGCUGUUGAAGCACAAGCACUAUCGAGGAGAUAAAGCCGACAUCUGGUCCCUGGGUGUCAUUCUCUAUGCCCUUCUAGCUGCAUGCCUGCCCUUCGAUGACCCGGACAUCGGUGCACUGCUUCAGAAAACCAAGAGAGGCAUAUACGAGAUCCCAGACUUUCUGAGCCCUGAAGCCAAGGAUCUUAUCCGCCGUAUGCUUGUGGCCAACCCUGACACAAGAAUCAGCAUCAAGGAGAUGUGGCAGCAUCCAUUGAUUCGGAAGUACGACUACCUCGAUGACCUUGGCAGCAAUUGCCAGCUCAACGACCUCCGCAAGGGCUUUCACUACACCCCGUUGAAGCCCCAUGAAGUUGACCCUCAUCUAGUUAGGCAACUUAGGUCAUUGUGGCACAUGCUCACCGAACAUCAGAUCAAGUUGAAGCUCAUGGACUCUGCGAAAAACGACCAGAAGCUAUUCUACUGGCUUCUUCACAGCUACCGCCAGAAACAGCUAGAAAAUUUUCUCCCAGAGUUGUCUCAGUCUCCCAGUGACUACCAUCACCUCCAUGAGCCUGUUUGGAAGAAGAGGGUAUCAACCGUCGAAUUCAACCAGCCCAGAGCAGACGGAACAGGCAGAAGCGUCUCGCGUUUCACAGUCAUCUCUCAUGUUGCGGAGACAGAUGAUGGAACGAUCCAGAGCUACGAUCCCUAUAACUCAAGCCGACCUAUGCGAGGGCAUUCUCAGGCCAGUCAUGCAAAGAUUGUUGUUCAUCGUAAUCGUCGCGGCUCCAUGAAGCGGGAUAGUACGCAGACAUCACAGUUGUCACGCAUCAAGACAGCCUCGACACUGCGUCAUUCCCGCGUCAACUCUCAGCGAACAGCAAACUCUGGCCGCUUCCAGUCCCCUCGCAGCUCGAUGAAUUCGCUCCAUAGCAGCAGACAAGGAACUUCUUAUAGCCGACCGGCUUCCCGCCACAAGCGAGGCAUCGACUUUUCUCACAUAAGAAAGAAGUCUACCGAUGCUCAUGCCGACAAGCGUCGCCGAGGUGUCCCGAACGCUAUUGGAGAGGAGGCCUACUUGGAGAGACCCCAAUCCCCGACAAGUCCACCAAAGCGCAUUUCCAUGAUGGACAGACCUAGACCAAAGCUGAAAAUUGUGAAGCCUCGGGAUCCGGCGGUCAUGGUCAACGAGGAAGUUCGGCACUUCAGCAACAGCAUCGCAAAGGACUGUGAUGAAGCCUUCAACAGCUUCAUAUCUGCCGAUGAGACAACAGAGCUGGUUUUAGAAGACAAGAGUGGUAUCAAGAGAGAGUCUACGGGCCUGUCUUUGGGACCAGUGACAUCCUCUCCCGAGACUUUGACCAAUCCUUACCAUCCAUGGGAUACUCGACCCUUGCCGCCUUUGCCGCCUCCCAAAUCGACGCCAUCUUCAAGUCCGGAAGCUGAGAGGCCCAGCAAGAAUUACGACCAUCCCAAGGAUGCGCAGCAUUCUGGCCGUGUCGGAAAGUUUGUCGAUCAAGUCAAUCGUCUGGGCUUUCCUACUUUACUUCCUAAGCAAGACCGCCGUACUGUAUCCGCGCCUACACAUAGUCAAAACAAGAUGACUGGUCGCUUGCCGGCAAUCAACGAGAAUGGACGAGAUUCAGAGUCGUCAUCCCACUGGGGGGAUGCUGAUCGGAACAGGGUGGUAUCUGCCCCGCCAAAGACCCCCGGCGGUUACGCUGACAACGACGGUCUUGAUUAUCUGGUCCAAGCAGGAGAGACUAUUCGUGUUGUCAACUCGCCAAGUGCAACGAGCCCGAUCCCGAAGCCUCUGAACGUGCGAAAGAAGACUGCUGAGCGGCCGGCUUACGAGGACCAGGUCGAGGAGCGCUACGUCUAUAUGCAUGGUGCAUCGGGUACGGAUGAACCUUCGACUCCAUCUGCUGCUACUUAUGGAAGUGGCACAACGAAGCAGAAGAAGUCCUCAUGGUUCAAGCGGUACUCAAAGGAUAGCACCUCUAGAGAGGGUAGCAUCAAUACCGAGGCAACCCAGGAAACCCAGGCUUACAGCAUGACAACCCAGUCUACAGCCCCGAGCCGCUCGGAGACAAAGAUUCAUGAGCAUCCUCCCCCAGUUGCAACCAAGAAGAAGGGCUUCGGUCUGCUUUUCUGGAAGAGCAGCAAGGCUAAGUCAGAGGGAAAGAUGGCGAUCGCUGGUCCGGAUUACGAUGACUCUCCCUCCCCCGACGACCGAAGAGUUACUGGGCACGAAACGAGCCGGAAAUCAGUUAAGAGCUGGAACGACUCUGAAAAGGGAGCUCGUACAAUCGCGGUUCAUCAAAACUGGCUGGCUCGCCUCUUCGGUGUCAAGCCCGCGACGAGCUACGUUUGCCUAGUCAUGUCGCGGAAGCGAGCUCGGCAAGAAAUGGUGAUCCUCCUCAAAGACUGGCGACGUUAUGGUAUGAGAGAUAUCCAGGUCGAGAAGGAGAGAAACAUUGUGUUUGCCCGAGUUGGGGCACAGAAUUACUUAGGCAUGAAGGAAGUUGCAUUUGCUGCGGAGAUUAUGACAGUGAUCGAGCACAGGAAGAAGGGUCCCCUCUGCAUUGUACGAUUUACGCAAGAGCGCGGGGCGGCCAGCAGUUUCCACAAGGUUGUGGACACGGUCCGUACGGUGUUCGGAUCGCGAGGGCUGGUUGUCGCCGACAAGUCCAAGGAGAAGAUGAUGAUCAAAACGCUCAAUUCCUGA